AUGGAGGCGGGUGGCUUGGAGUGGCUGCUGGUCCCGAUGCGCCAGCUGGUGUCGUGGGGUGCUGCGGGGGCCAUGGUGUUCGGCGGCGUGGUGCCCUACAUUCCCCAGUACAGAGACAUCCGGCGGACACAGAAUGCGGAGGGCUUUUCCACCUACGUCUGCCUGGUGUUACUGGUCGCGAACAUUUUGCGGAUACUUUUUUGGUUUGGAAGGCGUUUUGAAUCCCCUCUUUUGUGGCAAAGCAUUAUCAUGAUCAUUACUAUGUUACUGAUGCUGAAACUGUGCACUGAAGUACGUGUGUCCAACGAGCUAAACAUAAAACGCCGCUCUUUUGCAGCUGCAGAUAGUAAGGAUGAAGAAAUCAAAGCACCUCCCAAGAGAUCCUAUCUGGAUUUUGACUUGAACUAUUUUUGGCAUUGGAGCAAGUUUACAGACUACGUGCAGUGUGUGCUGACUUUCACUGGUGUGACCGGUUACAUCACUUACCUCUGGCUUGACUCAUCUCUCUUUGUGGAAACGCUGGGCUUCCUUGCAGUGUUCACCGAGGCUAUGUUAGGCGUUCCCCAGCUCUACCGUAACUACCAGAAUAGGUCUACAGAAGGCAUGAGCGUCAAGAUGGUGCUGAUGUGGACCAGUGGGGACACGUUCAAGACUGUUUACUUCAUCUUGAAUCAGGCCCCUUUCCAGUUCUCCAUCUGUGGACUCCUGCAGGUUUUUGUGGACAUCGCUAUCCUGUUGCAGGUUUACUUGUACAGCUACUACCCUCAGAAGCCUGUGUCCCACACUGCACACCCAGCCAGCACCAAGGCCCUGUGAGGCACUUAGCUGGACAAGUUGCAGGUCAACGGGUGCUGUGGAGUCAGCCAUGGCAGCUCCUCUUCCGCUUGUAAAUACUCCUGUGUUGCCGAGUUGAAAGCAGAAAUGAGAACAAGGAUUGAAAAUCUGGCUGCGCUUCCAGCUCGGGAGGUUUUAUUUUAAAUAACUUGCUCUCUCUGUUUUCAGACUUAGCUGUACGGAACUGUUUCUUGGUGGGGGGAGGGGCACUUUAUUUUUGCAUAUGUACCUAUGAGCCUUAUCAAUUCACAAAUGUUUGUAUAUUUAAUCACAAGGGCUGGAUGGUUUGUGUUUUUAAUGCUAUUUAAAAAUGUUACACCACAGAAAUUGUAGGAUAUUUUGUCUGAAACUUUACCUAUUUAUAUAAUAUAAAGUCUGUAUAUUGGCAGGAAGUUUGUGGCAUAUGCUAGCAUUCAGUAUCUCCAUGAUGUAGGAAGAAGUAUUGAAGAGCAAAUGCAGGAGCUUUUUCUUUUCUUCAAGAAGGGUGUCUGGUGAGCAGAGAAGGUGAGGGCGGGAGGCUCUGCGAAGAGGUGAGCAGCCAGAAAUGAACCAGUCAUACACAGUAUAAAGCAUCAGUGUGCUAAAGAGUGAAUGGCAGCUGUUCACCCCCACUGCGAGGUCAGUGUGGCAGGCAGACACAUGAAGGAGAUGAUGAAGGGGGGUCUGAGUAUGAACGAUGCUGGAGCCACGUUUAGAGCAGGCACAGCCAGUCAAGCGGUCAGCCAAAAGGAGGAACUAGCAGGAGACUGCAGGUAACGUAGGUAGUUGUGCUUUGAAACGAUGGGGUUUGGGAACAGCCCGCCCUGCACUCAGGGGGCAGCGCUGCUCCUGCAGCUGUGCACAGGACAGAGCUGGGCUGUAGGAUGUCUUUCACAAACCAAGGGGCCAGCAGAUGCGUGUUGCCAGUAUUGCCAGGCAAGUAUUUCUAGAUGGCGAUUGAGCCACAAAGGUAGAAGCAACUCCACUUCCAUUGCCUCAAAAGGGGAAGUGAAAAAGUUUGAGACAGAGAAAAAGUCGUAUCCUAUGGAGUAGGACUAGCGUAUUACAGCUUGAUUUGUGGAGGCUGAGAUUCACGUUCUUGUUGUUUAAUGCCAGACAAGAACCAGUUUAUGUUUUGGGGUGUUUCUUGCAUUGACCCAACAAGGAAGGAGUCCACGUUCUCCUUUUUCUAUUGCUUAAGAUCUUCUAGGCUCUUAGAAGAAUUAGCAGCCUAUACUUAGACAGAGGGACUGAGAAAGCUGAAAGAGCGGAGAGUUUAUUUAUAAAUGUAGAUGUUGUCUGUAAUGGCUGUUUGCCAGCGUAGGUCACCGUGCCCUUUCUGAGAACUGCACAUGUCUAGCAGCUGCAGGUGGUGUGGACCCGCAGGGGGCUGUGACCAAGUCCCUGGGCUUCGGCCAGUUGCCGUCACGAAACCGCCCUGGUUGGUAUGAGGCAGCCAUAGCAAGACACUUAGUCCCAGGAACAGCUAUGCCUGCACUGCUCUCAUCUGACCACAGGCAAGGUGUUAGAGCCGGGACAGAUUUCUGAGAAUCUUUUUUUCUCCAAGAUUAGCCCAAGAGCUUAUGUUUUCUUACCGAUGGCAGCAAGUCUGAGGUUUAAUAACUUCAGUGUGUAAAUCAGAUACUUCCCCUACCCUGUUUUAUUUGGGAACGUCACGAUUUGAGUCUGGACUGUCUUCAUCGGUGGCAAACUGUCCUCUGGAGGGGAAGCGUCAGCAGGCUGCAGCAGUGGUUGCGUGAUGCUCGGUUGGGAAUGUCCGUCAUAAGACAGGGAAGAGUGGGCUGUCCCUGUGCUGCUUAACAGACUUGUGCCCAUCUCACUCCCCAGGUAGCCCCAGGCUGACAUCGGGGCUCCCACUGCGUGUGCUGUUUGGUUUUGGAGCUGACAUGUUGGUGGCAGAGGGCUGAGGCCCAAACCGGCAGGCUGAAGUCCUGCUCUGGGGCCAAGCCGUCCUGCCCUUUGGUGGGGGCACUGCUGGAGGUGGAAGGAAGGGUGUCCUCGGGAAGUCCCUCCUGCCCCGGCAGAUCCAGUCGGAUCUGCCUGAGUGAAGCAGAGCCGAGGAGAGCUGCUGUUCCCGAGGGCUGGGCACCGAACGCUCUGCCCGGGCACUGACUCCACGCUCUUUGUUUGAUACCAUACUCUUUUAGGCCUGAAGUGACCUUACAAAGACGAUGUACCUGGCAUGGCAGACUAUGAAUGUUUUGUUCCUCUCUUUUCUCCAGUGUUCUGGUUGUGUUACAGGAACAUCUGGGCUUUUGUCUUUUUUAAUUGAAAACUUACUUAACAACUGGCUUCUCCGGUAUGCUGCUUUAAUGAGGAUUGUAUUUCUACUGUAUGCAAACAAACACUUUCUUGUGUGUUUUAAUGGUCUGAAGUUUUUUUUUUUAAUAACUUGUAAUGGUAAGAUUUUUGUAUAUGGUGGUCUUUUUCUAAUAUUCUAUGAAACGGGGAUAUAAGAAAUAAAUGGCUCUGAAGAAAUAUACUUCCGUAUGUUAUAGCUUCACCUGGGAGUGCACAAUUUGGCCACCUCUUUGGGUUUGAACUACAGGUAUUACUGAGGAUAAAACAACUGUUGUUUUUUCCUUUUGGGACUCUUCCCUGGGCAGAUUCUUGAGCCUGUCAUCAGUACCUGAACCAGCGAGCCCUGCAGACAGGUCUCAUUCACACCAGAGCUGCAAAUGCUGGAGGAGAAGCCAGUGAAACCAUGUCUGAAGUCCUCUUCUGUAUGUGGCAUUUAGCAAGGCCAGGACUCUUGGCCAGGAACUCUUGAACUUCAUCUUGCAAGAUACUUUAGGGACAAAAUGUUACAGAACUUUGUUUUUGUUCUUUAAUUGUCAGGAAGAGUCUGUAUCAAUGAUCACCUCAGAGAAUAAGAAAUCAAUUACUUUAAAUACAUCUCUUUGAAUGUAUGGCACAUUUCAUGGGGUUUAUUUUCUCUGUCAGUUGCAAUGUUUUUUUAAAUAAAAAUCACCUAUUAUAUAUA
Pygoscelis adeliae (Adelie penguin) is the source of this 3817-nucleotide messenger RNA. It is a transcript of the gene SLC66A2, whose product is annotated as PQ loop repeat containing 1. NCBI's taxonomy places the organism in Eukaryota, Metazoa, Chordata, Aves, Sphenisciformes, Spheniscidae. The coding region runs from base 1 to 816 and encodes 271 amino acids. The record is from RefSeq and is a predicted model, not a curated record. The transcript has 5 exons. Gene Ontology annotation, biological process: phospholipid translocation; retrograde transport, endosome to Golgi. Gene Ontology annotation, cellular component: trans-Golgi network; endosome.